Ficedula albicollis (Collared flycatcher) is the source of this 6184-nucleotide messenger RNA. RefSeq names its product growth associated protein 43 (gene GAP43). Gene Ontology annotation, cellular component: cytoplasm; plasma membrane; postsynaptic density. The coding region runs from base 86 to 829 and encodes 247 amino acids. The transcript is spliced from 3 exons. Gene Ontology annotation, molecular function: phosphatidylinositol phosphate binding; lysophosphatidic acid binding; phosphatidylserine binding. The record is from RefSeq and is a predicted model, not a curated record. Gene Ontology annotation, biological process: axon regeneration; axon choice point recognition; regulation of growth. Lineage: Eukaryota; Metazoa; Chordata; Aves; Passeriformes; Muscicapidae.
GGUGGGGGGGAGAGAUAAGAGAGAGAAGAGGAAAAGGAGAGAGGAGAAGGAAGGAAGAAGAAGGAAGGAAGGGGACAAUACGAUCAUGCUGUGCUGUAUGAGAAGAACAAAACAGGUUGAAAAAAAUGAGGAUGGAGACCAAAAGAUCGAGCAAGAUGGCAUCAAACCAGAAGAUAAAGCUCAUAAGGCAGCCACCAAAAUCCAGGCCAGCUUCCGUGGACACAUAACAAGGAAAAAGCUCAAGGGGGAGAAGAAGGGAGAUGCCCCAGCAUCUGAGACUGAUGCCACCGACAAGAAGGAGGAAGGCCCUGCCGGCGGAGCGGCCGAGAACAAAGAAAGCGAGGCUCCUGCUGCCACAGAAGCCGCCGCCGACAGUGCCCAGCAGCAGGAGGGCAGCAAAGACAGCAGCGCGCCAGCGGAGGAGAAAAAGGGAGACGGAGCCGGCGAGACGGGCUCAGAGCAGCCAGCCCCACAGGCUGCCGCUCCCGCUGCCUCCUCCGAGGAAAAGCCCGCUGCUGCCGCUGCCCCCGAAAGGGAAAGUGCCACUAAAGCUUCCACUGAUAACUCGCCGUCCUUGAAGGCUGACGAAGCCCAAGACAAAGAGGAGCCUAAACAAGCCGAUGUGCCUGCUGCUGACACCACUGCCACCGCCACCCCUGCCGCAGAGGAUGCUACUGCCAAGGCAACAGCGCAACCCCAAAUGGAGACAGUGGAGAGCAGCCAAACCGAAGAGAAGACAGAUGCUGUAGAAGAAACCAAACCUACUGAAAGUGCCCAGCAGGAAGAGGUGAAAGAAGAAGAGAGCAAGGCGGACCAAGAAAAUGCCUGAACAUUAAGAAAUGACUCCCCAUUGCCCCUCCCUCCCUCCCCCUAUCCUCUAUCCUUCCUUCCCACCCCAAUCUCGAUUUCCCCCCUUCCUGCUCACAUCUGUGAGCCUGUCUGUCCCUCUCCCAUUACCACUUAAACCCUUUUUCUCUCUGUGUGGCAAACAUUUAAAGAAAAAAAAAAGCAGGAAAAAUCCCAGUCAAACAGUGUGGCUUAAACAUUUCUUUGUUUCUUGGUGUUGUUAUGGCAAGUUUUUGGUAAUGAUGAUCCAAUCAUUUUGGGAAAAUUCUUGCACUGUAUCAGAGUUCUUUGACCUGGCGCGUGCGUGUGUCUGUCUGCCCACUGCGGGCGCUCUCUCUCUCUCUCCUCUCUCUCUUCUCCAAGUGUGUGUGUGUGUGCAAUGUUACGUUCAUCUGAGGAGUCCAGACUUACUAGUUAAAACAAUAGAGGGGAAAAAAAGGUUCUUUUCUUCCUUUUUCAAUGUGAUGGAAUGAACGAAAGAAAAAGCAAACAAAAGACCAAACACAACAAACAAAAUGAACAAAAAAGAAUACUAAACCCCAGCUUGUUUUCAGAACUAAAGCAACAACUAGAAAAUGUGCCAAUUAGCAUAAUGCUUGGCUCCAGGCUCCUUUUUCAAACUGAACAAUAAUUAUAAUAAAUGAGAAUAAUUAUCAUUAAUAUCACCGUGUCGCAUUUCUAUGCUGCCAUACAUCCUGCUGGCCUGUGGUCCUUGGUGGGCCACUUCUUGCGUGGCCCAGCUGUGCUCCUUGGCCACCAGUCACUGACUGACUGCUCUCCCUGGCACUACUGAGGGGAUUUUUAAGGGGCACAUGCUUGGAUUUUGAGCAAGAUGUUAGCACUGACUAACACAAAUAAUGGAAGUAGUAAAAUCAGUUUUCGGAAAGAUGAUUGAAAGCGUCCCUCUUGGAGACCUCUAGGCCCCGAUUUGGAGAACUAUGGUGACCUUGGAGGCAUGAGCCUGCAGAGGGACCAGCUUUGAUCCAUGCCCAAGGUCUAACCCCUGCCAAGGGAUGGGCCAAGGGCUGUGAGGGGACAGGGCCCUAGGACCUGAGCUAAGUGCCACAGUAGGAUGAUGCUCACCCCAUUGGGCUGGGGUUGAAGUCCCUGAGUAGCAUAGUGUGGCCCCCCAAAAGUGUUCUGUUUGGCAAAAUAAAUUGGGCCAGUUAUUGCUCAAUAUUUAUGGAAUAAAUGGGCACGUGGGCAGGACAAGGCUUGGUGGUCUAGGAGCCAGCUGGUGGCACUUUGAGAAAUACCUCAUUCCUGUUCCUGCUGAACCCAGGGUGCUUCACCCAGCUCUAAAGAGGGCCAAGGCUUUCAGCUGUCAUUUAUGGCUGUCAGCAGAGCCCCACCUCCUAAAUCUCCACCACUGCUUCCCACAGGUUGUGGGCUGUUCCUGGUGCCACCCAGCCUGUCCCAGUGGAAGACUGACAGACACCAAACCCUGAGCCUGUGCAGCCAUCUGGGUCUGCUGCUGCCUUUAUGAGCUGUGAGAGCAAACAAUUAAAAUACAUUUACUAAUAUCCGGACUUUCAUAAAAGCUAAUUACUGCUCUUUCACUGCCCUGAUUAUUUUCAUGAGGUUUUCCAGCAGCUCCUGCAUGGUUUCCUGGCCUUGUUGGCAAUGACUGCCAGAGUACCCUGCAGCAUACCUGGGUGAUGCUGCAGGACCAGGAUUAAAUUGUCCUUGCAGCAGGAAGACCAAAAGAUGGGAAUGCUGACAGCUCCAGCGUCCUUUGGUGGCCGAUGCUUCCAUGGGCGAGUGGCAUCCCCAUGGCCUUCCGAGGGCUGGCUGGCACUCCAUGUCCUGCUCCUUUGUUCUCCUCCAUCUCUUUGUUGGAAAUAGGGAGAAAAGAUGAACAGUGUCUCCUCAGAAAUGGUCACUUUGAACGUAGACUGCUCACUGGAAGUGCCAUCAACAUGUCAGGAUUAAUUUCCAUGUGCUUCCUGGCAUUCUGUAGAAAUAAGAGAGAGAGAGACAGGGAGGGUUUUUUCUAAAGAGAGGGAAAGAGAGAGUGGGAGAUAGAUUGGACAAAGAUUUUUAAAAACAGGGAUUAGAGAGAUGAAGGGGGGAAAGAUUUUCGAGUGGAUAGAUGGAUGAUAGGGAGAGAGAGGGGAGUAUAGCUAGAGAAAGAAAGAUUAGAGUGCAAAAGAUGAGAGAGAGACAGGAAGAAAUUAGAUAAUAUGGAGCAAUAGAUGAUUGAUAGAGAUAGUGAAACGUAGAUAGCUAAAGUAGAUUAGAUGGACUAAAUAGGUAGAAAGAUGGGCUGACUGACAGAUAGGUAUUGUGUCAUACUUCAUAAAUGAUAUAUAUGCUAAUAUUCCCAUGUCAUGAUGGGUGGUAAACCCUGAGACACCUUCCAGCCUGACCUCAAUUCAGCAAAUGUAGCGCAGACAUCAGGCAUUGCUUGGACCGUAUGUCAGGUCUCACCACCCGCCCGUGUCUGCCACGGAAGCAGUGGGGUGGGGAUGGUGUUUGGGAGGGAGAGCACUGGGGGACACGGGGGCUGAGGCAUAGGGAGGAGAGGUGUACAGUAUGUUUGCUGUUCGUAGCACACAAGGGGCCCAGCCCAGCACAGACACUGCAGACACCCCGUGUCUCUAGCACCAAGUUGACAGAACUGAGGUUCAGCUCUCAGGAUUUGUGGGAGAGGUGUUUGGGAGGAGGCAGGAAGGAGGGACCAUGGUUUUUGUUUGGCCUUAUCUCCUGUCAUGAUAAUUUUAAAAGGUUUUCUGUCUUGCCUGUUUCUGCAAAGACCACGUGGUUUCCCUACUCUUCUGAUUUCAGAUCCCAAAGUUUUCAUCUUGCCUCCACUUUGCUAUUACUAUUUUUAACUUUAUACGGAAAAGAAAACCACUUCUCAUGUCUUCCUGGACAUAGGCCUUCCUCCCUCCUCAAAAAAUGAAACAACUUUCUCUCCCCAGGGACGUUUUAACUUUAUACUUCGCAUGUUGCCUCCCCCUUGGCUGAUGGUUGGGGCAUCGUGCGUUUUUAGUCACCAUUUUUAAGAACAUACUUUGCCAUCUUGCUCAGAGAACAAAGGGUUAGGUUUUGUGUUUUGGUUUUUUCCCCCAAAAAGAGAACGGGAUAUGUGGUUACCAACUGCAAACCAAAAAAAAAUUAAAUACUAAUUCCUCUCCCUUGCUUCCAAUUUAAAAUUAUUGUCUGUAACCAAGCACCCCAAUCUUUAUUAUUGUACCUUGUCCUGAUUCUGCCAGAGAGUCAGGGCAAAGAGAGCGUGAGAGAGAGCACAGAGACAAACCCUGCCUUGAGCAGGCAGUGGUUUUAUGUGUAAUACACAAGAUUUGUAUAGGAAGCUGGGCUGUCUUCAGGGUACAGGAAGAGAGCAGGGAAAAAGCAUUUGGAUUUCCUUGAGUUGCCUCUUCAGCCAGAUUUUCCAAGGCUAAAAGGAAACACUUAUAAAGGAUGUAACAUGGGACGGAAACUGGAAAGAGAACAAGGGUAUUUGAGGAAUGAUUCUUCUAGCAAGACAUCAAGUGAGCUGAAAGCAGCAGAAGAGGCAGGAGGUCCCAGAAGUAGAGUUCGGCAAAGAGUCAUCAGGGGAAUAGUUGAAGCUUUUCUACUACUCCUGCUGUAACAACCUGCAGGAAUUCCCCAGGGAGUAUGUAGCUAAUUCUCUCUCCCUGAAGAGGAUAAAGGUUUGCCUGGAGGUGUCUGUGGUUGUUACUUCACGUAAGAAAAGGGCAGGGCAUGUCAGAGUGACUCACACUGGGAAAAUGGUGCCUGACCCCACCAUGAAGAGCUGUGGAAAUUCAAGAUCCUAGAGGGGCUUUUUCCAUGCCCCUGUUGUAAGAUAUGCUAGGGACCCACAGCUAUCCUGAAUGCUCGUAGUAGCUGUAGGCCAGCUCUUGACAUUUCACUACAUUUCACUAGACUAAGCUUUGAAAAAGGGAAAUUCCAACAUAAACUCCCCAUCAAUGCAGUAGAUUGUAAGCAUGAAUUUGGUCUGCUUUGCAAUGCUUUCUGGCUGUCUGCGCUGAUAGCAGAUGAAACCCCACAAACCUUGCAAUAGUUGCAUCAGCCAAGGAGCUUUUCCUUGAGCCACAUUCCAAAGGGAGGGAAAGGGCAUCCUGCUGAGAUCCUUUCAGACCCAGUGUUUCCUAAUUCUAAACCCUAAUGCAGCCACAUGAGAGGCUUUAGCCAGAAGGAACUUGCCCAUGGUGACCACAUAAACACCAUUGCUUGGGAAAUAUAUUACUCCAGAUGAAAGAAGUAGCCAUGAAUGAUGGAGAGGGGUUUAGAAAAAAAAAAAAGAAGGAAAAAAAAGGAAGAGGGAAUUCAUACCAAAUUCCCCACAGGAGAUAUUUCUUUUUUCCUGUGGUCUCUGAACAGCAGUCUAGCACUUGUGACUUUUUCAUACUGAAGGUCUGCUGCUUGUCAUAGGUGUCUUAGGAAGGAAAUGGGGUGGCUGUGGUUUGCAGAGGUGGAGGGGAGGGUUUGAAUGAAUGUUUUUGUGGUUCCUCUUGGCUAAGAAGUUUGCUUGGCAGUCACCUGUAGCUCAGUGGCACCAGAGGUGACAUUGGAGGUUCUCUUCCAGGCCUGUGCUCAGAUUCCCUGCUUUUCUGCAUUGCCACAUUAGCACUUUCACUGGAUAUUUAGAGCACCUCAGGACUGGUUCUCCUCUCGCUCACACUGGGGUAACUCAGGAGUGCUCCACUGCAACCAGUGGUGUUAAUCUGGUGUGAAAAUGAUGCGAGAGGAGGAUUCAACUCCUCGGGGGUGGGGAUUUUCCAGGUCCCCGAGGGGGAAAAAAAUCAAUGGGAGUUACAUGUCUAACUGCCACUUGUGCCUGUGAAAGUCUGCCCCUUAUCUACCUAUAUGUAUAUAGGGUACAGUUUUCAGAAUAACCUAAGUGACAUGGGCACUUGAGAGCACACAUUUCACUGGCUUUCAAAGAGACACAAGUUCUGAGGCCCAGAUGCUGAAGGAUGUCCAAACCCCACUCUGCAGCACAUUUGGGGGUCUCAGGCCUGAAAUUCUCCAGUCAUUUCCGAAAAUGGAACUGAAGAUCAUGAGUCAUUUAGGUGGUCCUGAAAGCGCUACCCUCUAUCCAUUUUUCAGGGUGUUGAUCUCAGGUCAUGUGCGAGCCUGCAUUCUUACCUACAAUGCUUUAUUAAUACAUUCUUCUGUUGAGCAAUACUUGGAAGAAGAGGUGAAGGCUGAGAUUUGCAGAACAGGCUAGUGACCCCAGUGGCUCACAUCUGGAGUGCCCAACUUGAGAGACACCUCACUGGGGUCCAAGCCACAGGUCCCCUGUAUGCUCUGAAAAUCAAGAUUCAUGUAUUACACACCCAGAACCACUGGUCACUUAUAAAAA